Lytechinus pictus (painted urchin) is the source of this 1091-nucleotide messenger RNA. RefSeq lists its product as uncharacterized. The transcript has a single exon. Gene Ontology annotation, biological process: retrotransposition. The record is from RefSeq and is a predicted model, not a curated record. NCBI's taxonomy places the organism in Eukaryota, Metazoa, Echinodermata, Echinoidea, Temnopleuroida, Toxopneustidae. Bases 355 to 1059 code for a protein of 234 amino acids. Gene Ontology annotation, cellular component: ribonucleoprotein complex. Gene Ontology annotation, molecular function: single-stranded RNA binding.
UCAUCUUCAUACUACAUACUGCUCUUUUGCUCUCGAUUUAUCAACUUUUUUGGCAUUACAUUGAACUUUCAACAAACUUUCGAUGAUGACAACGGAAUAAAUGUAAGUUUGUUCAACAUUUCUGAUCAUUGCCUGGAUUGUUAAUGGUGACAGAAAAGAUAAUUUUAUCAGCGAGUUCCUGAUCUAUAUAGGAGAAAUUUCAGCCCAGUCCCAUCUGGUAUUAUUCUUGUAGUCUACCUCACCUAAAACUUGAACUUUCAUCAGUCAGUAAUCUCUUGUGCAUCAAUUGAUCAGUGAUCUACUCUAUACUGUGGGAUCUAUGAAAGGAUUAUCAUUGGAUUUAAUUCCCUAACAAUGGCUAAUACAAGGACCACCAAAAAUCUUGUCAAGGAUGCACUCAAGGAUGAUGAUGUAUUGGCCUUCAUAAAAGGAGCUAUAAUGGAAGCCUUAGACUCCAAGUUUGAUGUACUUAUCAAACGUCUAGAUGCACAAGAUGGAUCUAUUCUGGAACUUCAUAAUAGGAUUAACAAUAUCGAGAGUAGUCUUGCAAACCUGCAAAAGAAGCAACAGAAGUGUGAGGAGAAAAAUAGAUGGUUAGAGAAACAGCUCAACGAUCAGGAACAGUACUCUAGGAUAAACUGUAUUCGUCUGUUUGGAGUACCUGAGAAAGAGAACGAGAAAACCAGUGAAAGAGUCUGCGAAAUAGCACAGCAACAUCUUGGUGUCGAUCUGCAUCUACGUGAUAUUGACCGAAGUCAUCGUGUACCACGUCGUAAUGAACCUGUACCUAAUGAAAAAGGAGAAAUCAAACCAAGAGCGAUCAUUAUUAAACUGACAUCGUAUCAGCACAGUCAAAAUCUACUCAUGAACAGAAGAAAGUUAAAGAACACAAAAAUGAGUCUGCAUGAAGAGUUAACAAAGACUAAUCGCUCACUUCUGUGGGAGGCAACAAAAGCAAGUAAUCUGCAAGGAUCCAAUGUCCUAUCAGCUUUAGUAGGGGAGAGAGAUAGGGUUCCCAUGCACCCGAAUGAUAUAUUUUUUCAACCUACAUUUUUGUAAUCCGUAAGAUGUGUAGUGAAUGAAUUUUGAUG